CUUUUUUUAUAAAAUCCCCGUGACUCGAGUCUCCUCCCUUGCUCAACCAAAACAGUGUCUCUGAAGAUAUUUUGUUUUUUGUAAGAGAGUUGCGAUGAUGGCGAUCAGAUGGUUGAUAUUUCCUCUUCUUGUAGUGAUUGCCUGUGGACUCACGGCGGCGGUCUUUGCUGAAGAGAGUCAGAGCACCGAGUCCAAGGAGUUCGUCGUAACUUUGGAUCACUCCAACUUCGAUGAAACUGUUAGUAAACACAAGUUCAUCGUCGUUGAAUUCUACGCGCCUUGGUGUGGCCACUGCAAAAGCCUUGCUCCAGAGUAUGAGAAAGCUGCAUCUAUUUUGAGUAGUCAUGACCCCCCUAUCGUUCUUGCCAAAGUUGAUGCUAAUGAAGAAGCAAACAAAGAUCUCGCAACCAAGUUUGAGGUUAGUGGGUUCCCCACACUUAAGAUUUUGAGGGAUGGAGGGAAGUCAGUUCAAGAAUACAAAGGACCCCGGGAUUCUGAAGGCAUUGUUGCUUAUUUAAAGAAACAGAGUGGUCCUGCUUCGACUGAAAUAAAGACUGCAGAAGAUGCUAGUGGUUUUAUUGAUGAGAAGAAGAUAGUUAUUGUUGGGGUUUUCCCAAAGUUAUCUGGAGAGGAGUUUGAGAACUUUGUGGCUGUUGCUGAGAAAUUGCGAUCAGACUAUGAGUUUGGUCAUACUCUGGAUGCCAAACUUCUUCCACGUGGGGAGUCAUCAGUGACAGGGCCUGUAGUGAGGUUAUUCAAGCCUUUUGAUGAACUUUUUGUUGACUCUAAGGAUUUUAAGGUGGAUGCUCUUGAAAAGUUUGUUGAAGAAUCUAGCAUUCCUCUUGUGACUGAAUUUAGUAAUGACCGGAGCUUGCACCCUUUUGUUGUAAAAUUCUUUAACAGUCCGAAUGCAAAGGCAAUGCUGUUUAUGAACUUCAGCAGUGAAGGUACUGAUUCUUUCAAAUCGAAAUAUCGAGAAGUUGCUGAACAAUAUAAAGGACAGGACAUCAGUUUUCUGAUGGGAGAUCUUGACGCUAGUCAAGGUGCCUUCCAAUACUUUGGACUCAAAGAAAGCCAAGUUCCUCUCAUCAUUGUACAGACAACUGAUGGGAAGAAGUAUUUAAAGCCUAAUUUGGAGGCUGAGCAGAUUGCACCUUGGAUGAAGGAAUACAAGGAAGGUAAAAUUCCACCGUUCAAAAAGUCUGAGCCGAUCCCUGAAGAGAACAAUGAGCCUGUGAAGGUGGUCGUUGCAGAAAGCAUUCAGGACAUGGUUUUCAAUUCUGGAAAGAAUGUUCUGCUAGAGUUUUAUGCUCCUUGGUGUGGACAUUGCAAGAAAUUGGCUCCAAUAUUGGAUGAAGUUGCGGUCUCUUAUCAGAAUGAUGCCGAUGUUGUUAUUGCAAAAUAUGAUGCAACUGCAAAUGAUAUCCCAAGUGACACUUUUGAAGUCCAAGGUUUCCCGACUGUGUACUUCAGGUCAGCUAGUGGAAAUAUUGUAGCUUACGAGGGUAAUAGGACCAAGGAAGACAUUAUCGAUUUCAUCGAAAAGAACAGGGAUAAAUCUGCUCCUCAAGAUCAAGAAUUUGUUAAAGAGGAAUCUUCUGCAAAAGAUGAACUCUAAAGAGUGGCAGCUUCUCUCUGUAGAGUAUACAGACAUAAGGAUGUUGUAUUGUGCUUGGCGGCUGUUAUGCCAAACAAUACAAGCAACAGAAAAAUGCCCCGUAGUUUUUGUUUUUAGGUUUACCAUUUGCAUGAAUAAAUAGGAGGCGUUUUCAGCAGUUUCGCUUUAGCCUAGUUGUAACAGUGUUUGGCUGAAGUAAAAAAGACGGUAAGUGAAAUGUAGAAGAGAUGUUUUUAAUUUAAUGUCAGUGGUUUUAAGUUUUCUUAUACAA
This is a messenger RNA of Mangifera indica (mango), 1889 nucleotides long. Its product is annotated as protein disulfide-isomerase. The record is from RefSeq and is a predicted model, not a curated record. Gene Ontology annotation, biological process: protein folding; response to endoplasmic reticulum stress. The transcript has 11 exons. Gene Ontology annotation, cellular component: endoplasmic reticulum. Lineage: Eukaryota; Viridiplantae; Streptophyta; Magnoliopsida; Sapindales; Anacardiaceae. The coding region runs from base 95 to 1618 and encodes 507 amino acids. Gene Ontology annotation, molecular function: protein disulfide isomerase activity.